This is a messenger RNA of Penicillium roqueforti, 1128 nucleotides long. RefSeq lists its product as uncharacterized. Bases 1 to 1128 code for a protein of 375 amino acids. The record is from RefSeq and is a predicted model, not a curated record. NCBI's taxonomy places the organism in Eukaryota, Fungi, Ascomycota, Eurotiomycetes, Eurotiales, Aspergillaceae. The transcript has 2 exons.
AUGGCUCAAGCACCACCCAUGUUCACCCCUGAUAGCGAAUUCGCUGAGCUAGAAACCUCUCCAGGCCUCAAGGAUGGGGGCCUUUCGUUAAUGGCGCUGGCUCGAUUUGAGUUCGAGGCUGGCAGGUCUAAUGAUGGCACUAAAAUUUUGAUGAUUGAGUGGGAGGACGACGAUCCGACCCGAUCUGCGAUGGAGGGGUCGUGGCAUGUCUCAUGGGCCGGCAAAACUGCCACGAUGCCCGCCGAUGAAAGACCGAGUGACAGCCUACGCCGUUGCUACUUCUUGCUCCCUCCCUAUACUACCAUUCCUCCCAUUGUCACUCUGUCGUAUGAACCCAAACCCUCGCCGACAGGUGUGCCUGCCCCUAAAAGGCCCCAAGACACCUUCCAGCUUAAUCCUCUCCCCGCCAUUUUCCCUCCUGCAUUGGGCGCCACGGGACGCACAGCUGGCAAAAAGGGCGUUUUGCAUACUAUCUGGGCGAAGAAGCGCCUGCAAGUUCUUGAAAAGGAGAUUGAGGAUGAAUCACGCAACAACGCCGAAGGAAUCGCGCUGCUUAUGGCCAUUCAGGAGAAGGAAUGGAUUGAGUUGAACUUUGGAAUAGGCUCGCGUGCUGUCGACUCGGUUGACGGUAACCAUGAUUCCGCGAACUCAUCCUCCGUGUAUCCAGCCACACCGGUGUCACCAGUCAGUGGCAGGAAUCUGAGUGACAAACUUAAGGGACUCAAGUUGCAGACCAGCGACAAGGAUCUGUCAGGAGGUGGUUCUCACGGAGCAUCGCUUCUUUCCCCGCAAUCGCCUGAUGUUGCAGUUUCCUCUUUCAGCUCGUUCAGCAGUAUCGCUAAUAGCCACCUACAUUCUAUGCCAACGCCUAACACCAAUCCCACCCCUACCCCAAGCUCUCACAUUAAUCUUUCGGGCCCCGAAUCACUGAAACCCGUUGCACUCUUCCCGCCUGACUUCCUCCAGGAGACUCAACAGACAAGCGAGCCCACUGGGUUUACAGCAAUGGAUGCAGCCAUGGGUUCAAUCACGCGCACCCCGAGCAAUGAUUCCGGCGAAGAAUUGUUCGCCAAGGCACUGAGUCCGCGCUCACCGGAUCUGCCUCGCAGCCCAUUCUCAUUCCGUUGA